CACGACGCGACCCAGACUAUGGCGUCGCCGCACUACCUGCAGGGCGUCUCAAAGGCGCUCUCUGAGCGCGUCCAGGCGUUGCCGCACGAGUGCAAUGCCGUGAAUCUGUUCGCCAUGCCGUCGACUCUCGACCCCAUCGCUCGCAGCGGGCAACUGCAGCUGUUUCGCGAGUAUUUCGAUGUUAUUCCGCGUACUUCGAAAGCAAUCGCCGGCGCGGCAGCUGAGGGCCACCUGCAUGUUGUUCAGUGGAUUUAUACUCAGUUAAGUGGUGACAAGAUGAAGCAGUCGGCGUGGGCAGUGGAGGCAUUUAAAGGAGCAGCUCGCGGCGGACAGUUGGCGGUUCUUGAGUGGCUAAAAUCCGAGUUCGAGCCGAGUUUCGAGGACACCGAAGACGCAGCAGUUGAGGCUGCUACUCAUGGACAAUUGGUUGUUGUGCAGUGGCUGAUGGAAGAGUACGACGGUGCAGGGGAUGCGGGAGCCCUUACUGCUGCUGUUAUGGCUGACCAGCGCGACGUGGAGGAGUACUUGAUAAGCAUCUGCGACGACGAGACUUGUUUGGACGCCUUGGGCGCAGCGUUGAUAGCCAAGGCUGUGGAAAAUGACACGGACCGACUGGAAGAAUUAUCCGAGAGAUGUAGCGAGUUGGACGUUCAAGAGGCACUGGAGGACGCCAUCGAAUGUGACGCCUACGAAGUCGUGGAAGUACUUUGGCGUAGUUAUCAUCAAGGUGGACAGGUGGACGGGUAUGCGAUCGGGCUUUCUGUGCUUAGUGACGCAUUAACGAGAACGGUCAUCAACGAUCGAGUGGAUGUUGCUGCGAUUUCCAUCGAGGCAGACUGCAUGAACUUGUCCUUCGGUGUUGGGGACGCACUGAAAGUGGCUGCUGCGACCAAUCGACUCGACUUUGUUCGACUUCUUCUCACCAAGUGCAUGCCGCACGACGUUGGGUCCGUGCUGGUUGCAGCGGUUGAUCAUGGGCACUGUGACAUCGUGCAUAUCGUGUACGAGAGGUGCGACCAAUACGCCGUUGGAUCUGCUUUGGAGAAGGCGGCUUCGAGUUACCGAUGGGAUAUCGUCGAGACUCUGUACGAGGGGUGCGAAGAAGGAUGCCGCCAUGUCAGAGACGCAUUGGAACACGCUGUUGCUAGCGGCGAGCUUGAAAUGGCGAAGCUUCUGCACCGGAAGUGCACGCAGUAUGAUAUUGAGAACGCGCUGUAUGCUGCGAUGGGCCACAACCGCUGGUGUGGAGCUCUUACCAUCGGACGCGCUCUGGAGAAGGCAGCGAGCCAAGCUCGAUGGGAAUUGGUCGAGUUAAUGUAUGACAAUGGUGCGGGGCUGGGCGGUUAUGCUGUUGGAGAUGUCCUCGCUGAGGCUGCUUCAAUUGGCCGCUGGGAUGUCGUACAGUAUCUUCAGGACAAAGCAAAAGGCUACGGUGUCAGUCGCGCGCUCAGCAAAGCUGUUGCUGGUGAGGAACUUAGCACCGUGGAGCUUCUGUGCGUUAAAUGCAAUCUCCUUGACGUAGCGGUCACUAUGGAUGAAGCUGCGAUGGAUAGUCGGUGGUGCGUGGUUCAAGUGUUGGCCAAAUUGUACGUGGAAAAGAUAGCGGCGACGACGGGCAAGGUCUACUUAAUAGAACGAGUCCUGGAGCGUGCUGCAGCGGAGGGUCAGCUAGGCAUUGUCAAACUUUUGUACGACAAGUGUGAUGACUCCUCUUGCUACGUCGGCGUUCGAGCUACUCCAGAGGUUAGAGAGUUUCUGGCUGCGAAUUGUGGUGGCUUGUGCGCCAGGGAAUCACAACCGGUCGAAGCUCCAUUUUACGUGGAUGACUUAUCUUCUUACCAGUCAAAAGUUGCAUUUUCCUGA
Molecule: messenger RNA, 1863 nt
Organism: Phytophthora sojae
Lineage: Eukaryota; Oomycota; Peronosporomycetes; Peronosporales; Peronosporaceae
Exons: 1
Coding region: 19-1863 (614 amino acids)
Source: RefSeq, a predicted model, not a curated record